Messenger RNA from Beta vulgaris subsp. vulgaris (sugar beet), 579 nucleotides. RefSeq lists its product as uncharacterized. The coding region runs from base 1 to 579 and encodes 192 amino acids. NCBI's taxonomy places the organism in Eukaryota, Viridiplantae, Streptophyta, Magnoliopsida, Caryophyllales, Amaranthaceae. The record is from RefSeq and is a predicted model, not a curated record. The transcript has a single exon.
AUGAAGUUCUUAGAGGACAAGCAAGAAACUGUAAUGAUCGCGGCAUCACUGAUCGCAGCAGCUGCCUUCCAAAUCGGCGUAAAUCCUCCUGGAGGCACUUAUCAAGACACAGUAGACCAAUUUAACCAAACGGUAAUGAAAAAGCAUAAGGCAGGAACUUCAAUAAUGGCAUACAGUGAUUCGCGCCUUUACAGAACGUUCAUUGUGGAAAACACAGUUGGGUUCUUGGCCUCGAUCUCUGUGUUCUUGCUGCUACUAACUGGUUUGCAUCACAAGUACAAGUUUUUCAGAGGGUUUUUUAUGGUGGCUAUUUGGAUGGCCAUUGUUGCUAUUGCUGCAAGUUAUGUCUCUUCUAUAAUAACCGUCGCUCCUCCACUAGAGCAAAAAACCGUCAUUGCGUUCUCUUACGCAGUGUUAAUCGUAGCCGUUGUAAUGUGGAUUCUGAUUAUUUUGUGGUAUGCUGGUUUUGGUCCUCGUAUUGUUGAAAUUAUUCACCAGAGGCGUUCCUCGCAGAAAGGACGACAAACACGGUCAGCAAGGCUCCUCGGUCGUGCAGCUUCUAGUACUCGCUAUGUGUAG